Messenger RNA from Passer montanus (Eurasian tree sparrow), 1502 nucleotides. Its product is annotated as carboxypeptidase A1-like. The transcript has 10 exons. Gene Ontology annotation, biological process: proteolysis. Bases 126 to 1457 code for a protein of 443 amino acids. Lineage: Eukaryota; Metazoa; Chordata; Aves; Passeriformes; Passeridae. Gene Ontology annotation, molecular function: zinc ion binding; metallocarboxypeptidase activity. The record is from RefSeq and is a predicted model, not a curated record.
CUCUGUUUGUCGCUACCGACGCCGCGGGGACGGCGGAUGCGGCCCCGCUGAGGAGCUCCGGGAGGGACCCCCAGCAGCGAGGGGGUGCUGCCCACCCUCGGGGCCCUGCUCUGCUCCCACCCACCAUGGAGACCCUGCUGCUCUUCCUCGCCCUCCUGGGGGCCAGCGGCACCGAGCAGCUCUUUGUGGGGGACCAGGUCCUGCGUGUCACCGCCAGGAACGAGGAGCACAUGGCCCUGCUCGGGGUGCUGGGCGAGCAGGAGGAGCUGCAGGUGGAUUUUUGGCGUCACCCCAACAGCCUUGGCCACCCCGUGGACCUGCGGGUGCCCUUCCCCAGCCUCCAAGGAGUCAAAAAUUUCCUGAAUUCCCAUAAUAUUUCCUACAGCAUCAUGAUUGAGGAUGUGCAGGAAUUAUUGGAUGAAGAAAAGGAAAGCAUGAGGCGGUCUAGGAGGGUAAAGAGAAGCUCCAGGAUGUUGGAUUUCGCCUCCUACCACACGAUAGAUGAGAUCUACGGGUGGAUGGAUGUCCUGGUGGAGGAUCAUCCCAGCCUCGUCAGCAAGAUCCAGAUCGGGCAGAGCUACGAGCACCGGCCCCUCUACGUGCUCAAGUUCAGCAGCGGGGGGUCGAAGCGCGCGGCCAUCUGGCUGGACACCGGCAUCCACGCGCGGGAAUGGAUCACCCACGCCACCGGGCUCUGGACGGCCAACAAGAUUGCCAAGGAAUACGGGCAGGACCCGUCUGUCACGGCCAUCCUGGACAGCAUGGACAUCUUCCUGGAGAUUGUCACCAACCCCGACGGCUUUGCCUUCACCCACAGCUCUAACCGCCUGUGGCGCAAGACCAGGUCCAUCAACGCCGGGUCCCGCUGCGUCGGAGUGGAUCCCAACCGAAACUGGGAUGCUGGGUUUGGAGGUGCUGGCUCCAGCAGCAACCCCUGCUCCGAGACCUAUCACGGCCCUCACGCCCACUCUGAGAAGGAAGUGAGAGCCAUCGUGGAUUUCAUCCGCGCCCACGGGAACGUCAAAUCCGUCAUCUCCAUCCACAGCUACUCCCAGAUGCUGCUCUUCCCCUACGGAUACAGGAGGGCGCCCACGCCCGACCACCAGGAAAUGAAUGAACUGGCCAAGAAGGCCGUGAGCGACUUGGCCGCCGUGUUCGGGACGAAAUACACCUACGGCAGCAUUGCCAACACCAUCUGUGAGUGUCCCUCCCUCAUCCCGCGGCCAAUCCCUCGGGAACGGGCUCCCAUCUGGGCUCCUCUCCCUGCAGACAUGGCAGGAGGCACCACCAUCGACUGGGCCUACGACAACGGGGUGAAAUAUUCCUUCACCUUGGAGCUGAGGGACUCGGGGCGCUACGGAUUCCUGCUGCCCAGCUCCCAGAUCGUCCCCACCGCCACCGAGACGUGGCCGGCGCUCCUGGACAUCAUGGUGCACGUCCUGGAGCAUCCCUACUGACCCCAGCACCUCCCACAGCAUUCCCUCCUCUCAAUAAACCCUCAU